GUCGUCGGUAAAGACGCGCUGGCAGCGUGUCUUGUAAAUUGAAACGCAAUCGACAGUCGGCAAACGUACGCUCAAUCGAUUUGGGCAGAUUCACGUCGGUUCGGCAUGAUUUGAGUGAGAAGAGGGCGGUGCAGUUUCGUGUUAUUUGCAAAUUGUCGCCGGGUUUGCAAUUGCAAUUACCGUGUGUCGUUGUUUUUGUUUGUCAUUGCUGCUGCUGAUUGUUUGCUGUGGAAAGAGUGUGCAAAUGAAAGUUGGCAAAAGUAGCGGCGACUGCGGCAGCGACUUCGACUGCGACUGCGAAAGCGGCAGAGGCGUAAGGCAGGAACAGCAAUCAGAAUCACAAUCAUCGCAAAUCGCAUCAUUUGCUUUCGAGCAUCGGAAUCGUUUGGGUGUUGUUGUGUUUGCUGUGUGUGUUGUGCUUGACCGUUAAUCGUGAGUAGAGAAUUUUCGACGUCAUCCCCCCCGCUGCACCCCACGUUCGUUAAAAAACUGCUGAAGUGCACAAAGAGAGGAGAACAAUUAAACAAUAAUAAACUUUGUAUUAGCAGCAGCAGUAGCGUGAUUCUUCGACUUUAACUUUAUUGUCGACGACCCGGGCAAUUUUAUACUUACAAACAUUCGCGGGAUGACCCACAAAAAGAUAUAGCUGUUAACUGGGUCAGCAGCAGUAGCGAAAUUGAGUGCAAUUUUGGUAAACGAAACGAAAUGAACUUGAAACAAAUAGCAAAGCUUCCCUCAAAAAACAAGUGCAAUUGACGCGUGAGUUUUCUAUUGGCCUCGUCAGCCAUUCAAGAGGCCUUUUUUAGCCACUUCAAAUCGCGAGACAAACAACAAUAAUAUUGUGCGUGUGCAACUUCAAAUGACGAACUGACUUCCACUGAUUGAUUGAGUUAGUGAUAGUGUGUGUGUGUGUGUGUGUGACAGCAUGAAAGGCAUCUGUGGUGAUGCCAAGCAGCAGCUAAACAAUUGCAUGCUGCUAGACGACACUGAAAAUGCCCCAGUAAAUGGAUUAGUAAAUGGAAAUGGAUGUGGAAUUGCUGCGUCACCUGCGAAUCGCGGCGGACGCAAGUUUCGAUCGCGUCAAGUGCAGAGUUUGGCCAUCCGGAAUACGAGCUCAUAUGAUACCAUGGAGCGACCCUUUCGACCCGAUAAUCUACGCGGUCGCUGGUCGAAAACUGCCGAUUUCUAUUUUGCCACCUCGAGUUACGCCUUCAGUUCAAUGGCCUUCUCCGAUGUGUCUGUCUGGGCACUAAUGAUGGGCGGUUGGAAGUUCUAUCUGACUACUUAUGUGCUGGCUGUUUGCUUCUACUCGCUGCCCAUUUUCCUGAUACAAACAUUUUUAGGCCAAUUCUCCACAUCGGGUGCGAUAUCAGCGUUUCGCGUAUCGCCUAUAUUUAAAGGCAUUGGUUAUUCGAUAUUGUUGCUCAACCUGGGCACACUCACCUACUACAGCGUUAAUGCGGCAGUGCCGUUGAUUUAUGCCGUCAACACGUUGCACGAUGUGUUGCCCUGGAUGAGUUGCAACAACACAUGGAAUUCGCCCAACUGUUCCACACACAACAGUUACGAUGUGGAUGAAGCCGAUCAAAAGCCGCACUCAACUGUCGAGUACUUUCACUCAAUGAUAGGCUCUAUUAGGGAUGGCUCCGGUGCAUGGUCUUUGUCCUGGUCAAUGGUAUUGGCAAUUGUGGGCAUUUGGGUUGUGGUUCUUCUGCUGCUGCUCAACCGUGUUUCCAUUAUAGGCAAAGUGAUGCGUUGUGCUUGCGUGUUAAUGUUCAGCUUCUUCUUGGCCGUGUUUGUUUAUCUGGUGAUACACGAGGAGUUUGGCUGGCAGACAUUUAUGGACUAUCUGCAUCCCACCAUAGACAGCUGGAUCGCCAUUCGCUCCUCAUUGGGCAUGGCCAUAUUGCAGGCCAGCAUGGUACUGGGUCCUGGUUGGGGCAGUGUCAUCACCCUGGGCAGCUUCAAUCGCUUUCGCAGCGAUGCUGCUCGUCUCAGCAUUUGGGUGUGCAUCAGCCAUGUGCUCAUCACUGUGAUGGCCACGAUCUGUGCUCAUGUGGCCAACGAUCACUUCGAACUUCAUGUGGCCAUGUGGCAUGUGGAGAAGAAGCAUUCAAUGCAGUUCCUUUUUUUGUCCUUUGCCUAUCUCUUUGGCAGCUUCACAACGUUGCCCAAACUCUGGUCUUUUCUCUUCUUCACUAUCAUCUUUCUAGCCGAGAUGUGUGCGUUGGUCAUUCUGAUGAUGUCUGUUUUGACGUCGAUCUUUGAUGAGUUCGAGCAACUGCGUCACCUCAAGCGACGCAUUACAAUCGGACUCUCCCUGUGUCUCAUGAUCAUCAGCUCCCUUUAUUUUUGCACUCAACUGGGCUUUAGCCAGGUGAGCGCCUUAUCCUACAUGGCGCUCUUCACGCAGGUUGUCUUCUCGGCACUCUUGAUACUGAUGGCAACCUGGAUUUAUGGCCGCGUGCGUUUCCAAUGUGAUCUGCAGUUCAUGCUGGGCAAAACGAUCUCAAGUGGCGAAAUCGUCUUCAUACGCAUCAUAGCUCCCUGCUUUAUAGCACUUGCAUUGUAUCAGACUAUCUAUAUGUUGUAUGUGAAUGGUGCAGACGACGUACUCAUAUGGAUUAGUCAAGGCUUCAGCUAUCUGAUUGUCAUCGCCUAUAUGAUCUUCAAGUUGACGCAGACAAAUGGAACAUUGCGACAGCGGGUGAGACAAUGCUUUGCACCGCACGAUUGGCAUCCGGUAAAUCCCGACAAUCGUGCAUUCUACGAGGAGAUUAUGGGCACUUCGGAAAUGCUCGUCAUCGACAAUGGGAAUGCGGCAUAAAUCACACACGCAUUACAAACACUGCAUACUUCUAGUGCCUAAUAUACUAAUAGAUUGACGAUUAUAGAGAUUUUGAUUUGUUUUUAAAAUGUACUUAAGUCAAGGACCCGCAUCAUCGGGUCGAACUGAACUCAUUGUGUGAAUAACCCCAGAACACCUAAAAAAAAAAAAAAAAAAACAUUAAUACACGAGGAAUAUAGGCGAGCGUUUCUUCAAAAAAUGUACUGAUAUUUUUCAAAUCUAGUUAUAUAGAGAACAAUAAACUGGUGAUAUUUGUAGUUGCAUAUGAAUAAAUAAACUAAAAGCUUUUGAACAAUUUUAAGACAAA
Messenger RNA from Drosophila albomicans, 3155 nucleotides. Its product is annotated as sodium- and chloride-dependent glycine transporter 1. Gene Ontology annotation, biological process: sodium ion transmembrane transport. Gene Ontology annotation, cellular component: membrane. NCBI's taxonomy places the organism in Eukaryota, Metazoa, Arthropoda, Insecta, Diptera, Drosophilidae. The coding region runs from base 926 to 2827 and encodes 633 amino acids. The transcript has 11 exons. The record is from RefSeq and is a predicted model, not a curated record.